AUGGUGGAUAUGGAGACAUCUCUUCUUUCCCCUCCAUCGGAGGCCAAUUCGGUUGUGCCUCUAAAUGCUGCAAUCCGUACCUCACCCAUCCAUCCAGAUCUCCCUGAGAUUCAAGUUCCCGGAGGGUCGCUCGACGCGCACACUUAUCACCCGGUUACCUGUCAGCCUCUCGAGUUUGAAAAUUUCGGCACAGAACUGGAGCAGCUGAGACUGGAAUUCCCGACACCAGAGGCCGCUUUGAGGGCCCAGCAACAGGCUGCCCAGGAGGCGAGAACUCUUAUUCAAGAAGCAGAGAAAAAGAGGGAGCAGGUACAGAAAGCGAUCGACAAGAAGAUCAAAGAAAGGGACACAGAGAUGAAAGUGCUAUCGAAAUACCAGGAAGUCAAGGCGUCAGACAUUCCCGCUUGA
Penicillium oxalicum is the source of this 408-nucleotide messenger RNA. RefSeq lists its product as uncharacterized. The record is from RefSeq and is a predicted model, not a curated record. Lineage: Eukaryota; Fungi; Ascomycota; Eurotiomycetes; Eurotiales; Aspergillaceae. The transcript has a single exon. The coding region runs from base 1 to 408 and encodes 135 amino acids.